AUGUCUGUGGAGCGGGGUUCCAACAACGCGCCGACGGAGGAGGAGUCGCAACAACCACCGCCCUCAGCAUUGGUGCAGAAGCGGGAGUCGAGGAGUGAACGAUCAACAGCGACUACCCAACGUACCCCUGAGCAGCGCCCUAAAAACGGCGAGGAGAUGUUUCCAAGCAAUGGCAGCUCCUUUUCCAUGUCUUGGCCUAGUUGUGCCACGGAUCCUGAGGCAUUGAGGAACCUUAUUGUGAAUUAUCUUCCUCCAAUGAUGGAUGAAACGCAGCUUUACGGUCUCUUUGGCCAAUUUGGUCCCAUUGAAAGCGUAAAGAUAAUCUAUGAUAAGGAAACGCGAGAGAGCCGUGGGUAUGGUUUUGUGAAGUACGUUCACUAUUUUAGUGCGUCAUAUGCCGCAAACUCGCUUAAUGGGUACUGCAUCGCAGGGAAGCGUCUUAAAGUGGCAUACGCUAAUGUGGAGGCUGCGUGGGAGGCUUACAGGGCAUUGAGGGCGUCAUCCAUGAUGUUCUCUGCGCAGCAACAGGCGGCUUUGCAGAAUGUUUUCUACCAACAAAUGCUUUUGGCACGGCAAGAGGAGGGGGAUCGUCGCUAG
This is a messenger RNA of Trypanosoma cruzi, 597 nucleotides long. RefSeq names its product RNA-binding protein, putative. Gene Ontology annotation, molecular function: RNA binding. The transcript has a single exon. The record is from RefSeq and is a predicted model, not a curated record. The coding region runs from base 1 to 597 and encodes 198 amino acids. Lineage: Eukaryota; Euglenozoa; Kinetoplastea; Trypanosomatida; Trypanosomatidae.